Molecule: messenger RNA, 888 nt
Organism: Colletotrichum higginsianum IMI 349063
Lineage: Eukaryota; Fungi; Ascomycota; Sordariomycetes; Glomerellales; Glomerellaceae
Exons: 1
Coding region: 1-888 (295 amino acids)
Source: RefSeq, a predicted model, not a curated record
AUGGUCUUCGUUGAACAAGGUCCUUUGCUCCGUUUCACUGCCUUCAGUCUUAAGAAUGAGGGUUGUCGCCUCAAAGCCCCGGGUACCAGCUGUGAAGGGUUGGACAGUAUCAUCGCCAGUCGAGAAACCAUCAUUUUUCGGAACACCCCCCCUCAGCUACCAGAACGAGUGUCUGUUCCAAUGGUUAUGGUUCCAGGAAUUGAAAGAGCCCAGCGGCGAUACCUCUCGACGAGACGCUACGGGUCGAGCGAGAACUGUUCGCGUUUGAGACAGGCAUUUCCCCCCUUCGUUAACGACUGGCUAAGACCCAUUGAACCCAAGUUCUCUGAUGUGGAGAGAUGCUUCUUUCCUAGUCCCAAGACGAUGUUUCUGAUCGACCAGCCGGAGGGCCUAGUUUGCCAAAUUUGCCAACACAGCAAGCUGUCUUUCCAAAACCAUGCCGAUAAGAGGACGGACAAGCUGCCGGAUAGCGUCCCCGCGAUCAUGCCUUGUGGACAUGUGGCAGGAGUUCGAUGCUUGACGACAUGGCUUCGAGACCACCAAAACUGCCCAUUCUGUCGCCAAGAGCUUAUCCACAGUAAAUGCGGACACGGCGUUGCUCCUCGUCACAUCACCAUGGAAGAAAUAUUCCUUAUACCUGCCACGAUCCCAGAAGGGGGUUUGAUACCAGAGUUAUGCCCUCGAUGCUAUGCGACUGCUUUGAGAACCUCGGCCGAAGCAAGGUUCGAUGCCUGUAAGCGAAGAUUUGUACAGGCAAGGCGUCGAUUUUUCACAUCUGAGAGCCAGGCCGAUGCCAGGUUCCUUAUGCACAAAAAGACCGACUUCGAGAACAUCAUGCUGGAGGAGUAUUAUGCCAAGAUUACUAACACAUGGCUGACCUGUUGGUAG